Molecule: messenger RNA, 3451 nt
Organism: Capsicum annuum
Lineage: Eukaryota; Viridiplantae; Streptophyta; Magnoliopsida; Solanales; Solanaceae
Product: probable methyltransferase PMT5
Exons: 8
Coding region: 1044-2888 (614 amino acids)
Cellular component (GO): cytoplasm
Molecular function (GO): methyltransferase activity
Source: RefSeq, a predicted model, not a curated record
ACACAAUUAUUCCCAUGUAAUAAUUAGAUUAUGUGAGAGUUCUCAAUGCUUGAGCCCCUGAAAAAAUUGAUCUGUAUUGACACACACACACUAAUGUAGGAAGAUUUUGAAACCCCCCCAUUAUAGAAAAGAACUCAACCUUUGAUAGGACUCUCUACAUUUCCAACAGAAAAAAAAUUAAAAAAAAAAAGGCCACCCCACCCCGCCAGACCCCCCACACCCAACCUUCAUUUUCAUUUUCAAGAACUCAUUUUCUUUAUAUGUUAAUGGCCAAUCCCAACUCUGCAUAACUUUCUGCAACUGUCAUAACAUAUAUAUAUAGAGACAUACAUUAUUACAUUUACACCUCCAUUAUCAAGAACUCAUUUUUGGUAUGAUAAACAAAACCCCUUAUGUUUAUCGUUUGUUUAUUGUUAUUUGUUAUGCAAAGAUUGAAUCCUUUUGGGUUAAAAGUGUGAUUUUUGGCUUUUCUUCGCAUUUCUGAUGUGGAUCUGAUCUGGGUUUUUGGUCUUUUUGUGUUUCAUGUUGGAAAUGUUUUGAGAAUUUUGAAUCUUGAUUUGCAAAUUUGGUGUGUUUUUGCAGCGUGAUCUGAGGAUUUGGAUUGUUUUGGUUUGGUUUAUAAGGGAAUAGAGAGUUGGUGUUUGGGAGUUGGCAUUGUUUGGAUUGGUGGUGUAUGUGUGUGAAUUGUGAGUCAUUGGUGGUUGAUGUGCCAUAAUCUUGUAGGAGGAGGGACUUUUUACUGAUCUGCAUUUGCUUGUUUUAGUUGGUUGUGGAGACUUGUGGGAUUGAAAUUUUUCCUGAUUUAUGAUCUUGAUUUAGUUUGGUAUGAUUGGGGAAUUUCCUUAUGUUGAGCUUAGAUAGUUGUUUAAACAAAUGCCAGUUGAAAUUGUUUGGAUUUUGGGUGAUAUAUAUGGGAGAUGGUCUCUGAUGAUAUAUUACACUUUUCAUAGUUGUUUGGAGGUUCAGGUUGAAGCAAUAGCUACUACCACCUAGUGGUGUUUACUCAACUCGAGAUUUUUCUAAGGGGUUCUUGAAACUUGGCCAUGAGAAGCCCUUUGCUUAAUAAACUAUCAUUAAUUUUCGGCCCUAGACCGCCACUCAACUGGAUACUCUUGUGUCUGGUUAGUGUCUUUGUGCUAAUAGCAUUGUUGGGAUCAUCUUCUACUACCUUUGACUUGGUGACAUCCUCUGCAAAGCCUGAUAUCUAUGCGAAUUAUAGAAAGCUAAAGGAGCAAGCAAGAAAUGAUUAUUUAGAGCUAAAGAGCAUUUCUCUGGGAGCUAACCGGAUAAAGGAUGUUGGUCUUUGUGGGAAGGAAAGAGAGAAUUAUGUGCCUUGCUACAAUGUAUCUGCAAACUUGUUCGCUGGGUUUAAAGAUGGGGAGGAAUUUGAUCGGCACUGUGAGUUAUCGCAAGAAUACCAAGAUUGCUUGGUUCGUCCUCCCAAGGAGUACAAGACUCCACUGACUUGGCCAUCAGGUAGGGAUGUCAUAUGGAGUGGAAAUGUGAAGCUAACCAAAGAUCAGUUCCUUUCUUCCGGAAGCAUGACAAAGAGGUUAAUGUUAUUGGAAGAGAACCAAAUUGCUUUCCAUUCAGAGGAUGGAUUGAAUGUUGAUGGUGUCAAUGAUUACUCUCACCUUAUUGCGGAGAUGAUUGGGCUGGGAAGUGAUUCAGAGUUUCUUCAAGCCGGUGUGCGCACCGUGCUGGAUAUUGGUUGUGGAUUUGGUAGCUUCGGUGCCCGCCUACUCUCACUGAAGUUGAUGGCUCUUUGUGUGGCAGCGUAUGAGCCAUCUGGUAGCCAAGUUCAGUUAGUCCUCGAGAGAGGACUUCCAGCUGUCAUUGGCAGUUUCAUUUCGAAACAGCUUCCACUUCCAUCAUUGUCCUAUGACAUGGUUCACUGUGCUAAAUGUGGAAUCAUUUGGAAUAGCAAAGAUGGGCUGUUUCUUAUUGAAAUUGACCGUUUACUCAAGCCCGGAGGUUACUUUGUUUUAACCUCACCAACAACCCAGCAGCAGCAUAGUAGGACUACCAGUGCAAACAAGGGAAGCAGUCCACUGGAAGAAUUAACUAAGAAACUCUGUUGGUCUCUUUUGGCCCAGCAAGAUGAAACUUUUAUUUGGCAGAAGACUGCUGAUUCUCAGUGUUAUACAUCCAGGCAGGGUGAGAUACCAGUUUGUAAAGGAAAUGAUAUGCAAAUAUACUACCAACCACUUGCACCCUGUAUAUCUGGGACAACGAGUCAACGGUGGGUUCCAAUUCACAGCAAAUCCGAUUCCCUGAACUCAACUGAGCUUGAAAUUAACGGGAUCCAGCCUGAUGAUUUCUUCGAGGAUUCAGACUUCUGGAAAUUAGCUCUGAGAAAUUAUUGGUCUUUGCUCUCACCCUUGAUUUUCUCUGACCAUCCUAAAAGGCCAGGUGAUGAUGAUCCAUUACCUCCAUAUAAUAUGGUACGUAAUGUCAUGGACAUGAAUGCUCACUAUGGCGGUCUUAGCGCUGCAUUGAUGAAGGAAGGAAAAUCGGUAUGGGUGAUGAAUGUGGUUCCUCUUGGGAUGCAUAAUACACUUCCUCUCAUACAUGAUCGAGGUUUUGCCGGUGUUCUGCAUAACUGGUGUGAACCCUUUCCUACAUAUCCCCGAACAUAUGAUUUGCUCCAUGCAAACAGGCUCCUUUCCCAUAUUGCUUCACAAAGAUGCAGUAUGUUUGAACUACUUCUGGAGAUGGAUCGUAUUUUAAGGCCUGAGGGAUGGGUUAUUCUUUCUGAUACAUUGGGUCCAAUAGAGAAAGCACGCGCAUUAGCUGCCCAAAUCCGCUGGGAAGCCAGGGUGAUCGACCUACAGAAUGGAAGUGACCAGCGACUACUUGUAUGCCAAAAACCAUUCGUGAGGAAGUGAUGUUCUGCAAAAUGCAUUAUUUCACCAAUCCAUCGACUGCCCAGUCCUUUUUAACGCUGGUACUUUCUUAACUUCUCAUGUAAAAGAGGAAUAAGUAUGAAUGAAAAAACGAAGUUGCACCCGAAGAGUAGUUGCUGCUUUUACUCUCCUUCCUGCCAUUAUUUUGUGAAGUGGACCACACUUUGAUCUUUACCAGGCCACAAGCUGCGCGGUGACGUCUGAAUCUUGAUCUACUUAUUGAUGGAUAAUAUGGUUCUCACAAAGAUGAAACUAUAAUUUUUUGGAAGUUGAUGAAUAUAUAUAGAGUGCUUUGCUUCAUUGGUAGUAGUUAGCAGCACACAAAAGAAGAUUUUUGGCCUUAUUUUUUUACAAUAUUUAUGUAGCAAUUCUUUCAUCUCAUUUCUUCUCUUUUUUUUUCUUUUUCCAAUUUUCAAUUCAUUCUGAAUUUUGUAAUUGAAUCAUGUCUUGUACUGAAGAACUGUCCUUACUGAGCAAGAGUGUUGUUGGAAUCAAUCAUAAAGAUGGCACUUAACCAAAUUCUUCAAUAAUUUGGCAUUUCAUCA